This is a messenger RNA of Bactrocera neohumeralis, 2653 nucleotides long. RefSeq lists its product as uncharacterized. The coding region runs from base 183 to 1247 and encodes 354 amino acids. Lineage: Eukaryota; Metazoa; Arthropoda; Insecta; Diptera; Tephritidae. The record is from RefSeq and is a predicted model, not a curated record. Gene Ontology annotation, molecular function: 8-oxo-dGDP phosphatase activity. The transcript is spliced from 5 exons.
AACAGUCAGUUGUUUUCUGAUGUGUUGGUUGUUCUCAUCUUUAUUGCUGAUGAAAUUCGGUGCGAUUAAAUAGAAAUUACAUUGGGUGAGAUUUAUAAAAGAUUCGAAGGAACUGAAAAAUUACAUAAAGGCUUUGCGAAAGUACCGUGAGUGGCGUAGUGGAGAAGCUGGGGUUUUUGGCGAUGGCUUCAACUGAUAUAAAUGUAAAAUUGUCCCGACUUUAUCAUUUGGCGCAGAAGUUUAACAAUUUCUACUUAACAGGUUUUCAAAAGGGAGACAUACGUCCAUUCCUGGUUGAAGGCGAACAAGUUGGUCUUGUCAAGGCCGAUGUCAUCAAGCAGCUGCAACGUUAUCCCGAAAUAUUCUGCAUACGCAAUUGUGAAUUUACCAAACAGGGUAUAGUCGAGUUAAAUCCUGCAUUCCGUGACUAUGCUGAACGCACAAAGCAAGUCGAUAUAGUAUUACGUGAUUUACGUUCUAAGGGCAUUUUUUCCGCACUCCAAGGUUGGCGUGAUGAGUAUUAUGAAGUGAAAUCGGAGUAUCGUAGCCUAUUGAAAAUGGAUCGUUCGGCCACACCAUUAUUUGGUGUACGCAAAUAUGGUGUAGAUAUUAAUGGUUAUGUACAACAUCCAACGCAGGGUCUUUGUAUUUGGCUACAACAACGUUCUAAUACCAAAGAGACAUGGCCGGGUAAAUGGGAUAAUAUGGUUGGCGGCGGUUUAUCGGUGGGCUAUGGCAUUAAAGAGACUGCUAUUAAAGAGGCAGCUGAAGAGGCAUCCAUUCCAAGUGAUCUGGUCAAAAAUCUCGUUUCAGCCGGUUGUGUUUCAUUCUUUUUCGAAAGUGAUCAAGGUUUAUUCCCAAAUACCGAAUAUGUUUUCGAUUUAGAGCUUCCAUUGGAUUUUGUACCACAAAAUGCUGAUGGUGAGGUGCAAGCUUUUGAGCUAUUACCAGCCAAAGAGUGUGUGGAACGUGUAUUUACACCGGAUUUCAAGACAACCAGCUGUCCGGUGGUUAUCGAUUUUCUAAUCAGACAUGGCUAUAUAACGCCUGAAAAUGAAGUUCAUUUCACACAAAUCAUUGAGUUAUUACAUGUGCCACUACAGUCGCUCUACACGUACAAGUCCGUUUUGGAGCAAAAACAAAAACUCAAACAACAAAAUCAAUCGCAACAACAAUCGCAUCUUGCCAAUAAUAUUAAAACCAUUGAAAAUGGACACAACAAUAAAGAUGCCACAAUAAACAAUUAAAAGAUAAUGUGCAAAAAGCAAAAAGAAAAAAAAAACAAAAACAAUAUUAUUAUAUAAAUAUGUAUAACAAAGACAUAACAAUUGCUGAUUAAAAGUAAAACAAUUUUUUGGUAGUAAACGAUUUGAAAACAGACUGCGUAUUUUACAUUUACGCUCGUAGGUAUUUACAUACAAACAAAACGAAUUAAUGUAUUUGCUGUUUAUACAUAUAAAUACAAACGUAUAUAUACAAUAUAAAACAAAAACACAUAGUUUAGAAGAUUUAUUGUAUUCUGCGAAUGAGCUAUUUUGCUGCGAGUCCUGCGUGGAGAAUGCUAGAAGCUUGUGAGAUUCUCAAAUAUCUAUAUACCUACGCCACCUAGGCCACUAAUUUCGUAUUAAUUGCUGACUUAAAGAAAUUUGCUAUGUUAAAGACAAUUGAAUAAGAGAAAAAUAUGUAAAACGUUUCGUGUAACGAAAAACUCGUUUGUAGCAAGCGAGAAAAAAAUUAUAAUAUUUAGCAAUAAAUUGACCUUUUCAAAUUUAUGUAAUUUUGUAAUGUUUUUGAUAAUGAAAAUAAUUGCUAAUUUUGCUUAGAGUUUAAAACAACGCACUUAUUAUAAAUAAAAGUACAUAUAUUUAUGUUUGUAAAGGCUAUUGUGAGCAUAAUUAAAUUACUACUUGUUUGUUUUUAGAAAAUUUAUUGUGCAACUUAUUGUUAUUUCCUAUGUUUAUUGACAAUUACACUUUUAUUUAACGAAAUGGCGCGCUAUGUGGACUUAUGAUUGUCAAAUAUAACUAUUUAUUAUUUUCUCAAAAUGUUGUUCUUUUUUAUUUAUUAUUAUAUACAUACAUACAUACAUAUGUAUAUUCAAAUAUUUUUUAUUUUUUUUAUUUUGUAUUUAAUUUUUUGUGCAUUUUUUCAAUUUUUUUUCGUUUUUGUACUUUUUAGUAUUGAUAAUUAGAUAAUUUUGCUGAUAUUUUUAAAUUAUUUUAGUUUUUUUUUGGUAAUUUUGUGUAUUUUUGUUAUAUAUUAUUUAUUAUUUUUUUUUAACAGAUUUAAAAAUUUUUUUUUUUUAAUUAUAUUUUUAAUCUAUUUUUAUUUGUUAUAUAUUUUGUCUUUUUUUAAAUUAAUAUUUUCUUUUAAUGUUUUUCACUUUAUUAUUAUUUUUUAAUGUUUUUUUUAUUUUAUUUUUUUGUUUUCUUUCCUAAACCGGUAAAGGGCGAGUCAAACUGUAUUUGCAUUCAUGCACGCGUUAUUAUGUCGAUAUAAAAUGUAGUAAUUGUAAUUUAUGUAAACGUUUUUGAACAUUUUAUCACUGCGUAACAAUAUAUACAUACAUUUAUAUAUACAUAUAUAUAUAGUGUACGAAAAAAAUAUAUAUAAAUAAAAUGCACCACAUUUUUAAAAGAAAUAACGAAUAAUA